This is a messenger RNA of Manacus vitellinus (golden-collared manakin), 1670 nucleotides long. It is a transcript of the gene OSTF1, whose product is annotated as osteoclast stimulating factor 1. Gene Ontology annotation, molecular function: protein binding. The transcript is spliced from 10 exons. Gene Ontology annotation, biological process: signal transduction. The record is from RefSeq and is a predicted model, not a curated record. The annotation marks the transcript as partial. NCBI's taxonomy places the organism in Eukaryota, Metazoa, Chordata, Aves, Passeriformes, Pipridae.
AAAGCGAUCGCCGCCGCCGCUCCCCGGUCCGCGCUAGGGGUCCGGCUCAGCCAUGUCCAAGCCUUCCAACCUAAACCGGCCAAGCCAGGACAGGUUAAAGUGUUCAGGGCCCUGUAUACGUUUGAGCCCAGAACGCCAGAUGAACUGUACUUUGAAGAAGGAGAUAUCAUUUACAUCUCAGACAUGAGUGAUACAAAUUGGUGGAAAGGAACUUGCAAGGGGAGAACUGGGCUAAUUCCAAGCAACUAUGUGGCAGAGCAAGCGGAGUCUAUUGAUAAUCCACUGCAUGAAGCUGCCAAACGAGGCAACCUAAGCUGGUUGAGAGAGUGUUUGGAUAAUCGAGUUGGUGUCAAUGGCUUAGACAAAGCUGGAAGCACAGCUCUGUACUGGGCAUGCCACGGAGGCCAUAAAGAUAUAGUAGAUGUUCUGUUUUCCCAGGCAAACCUAGAGUUAAACCAACAGAACAAAUUGGGAGACACAGCUUUGCAUGCUGCUGCAUGGAAAGGUUAUGCAGAUAUUGUAGAGAUGCUGCUGGCAAAGGGGGCAAGAACAGAUCUGAGGAACAAUGAGAAGAAACUGGCUUUAGAUAUGGCAACCAAUGCAGCUUGUGCUUCCUUACUUAAGAAGAAACAGAGUGCAGAUACAGUCCGAACACUGAGUAAUGCAGAGGAAUACCUUGAUGAUGAAGACUCUGAUUAACUUUUUUCAUUCAGCAUAAAGAACUAUAACUUGCGUUGCCUAUGUCAGUCUCAAAACAUAUCUUUGCAACUGUAAAAAUAUCUUAUUUUGAGUAUUGCAGUCUUCCAGUAUAGCAUAUAAAUGAGUGGGUGAAAUCAUGCUUUCCAAAGGAAUAAUCUUUCCCUAGGCCAGAAGAUGUCAUAUUUUGAAUCAGAGUUCCUUUGGAAGUAUCUCACAGAGGAAGUGUGGUGUACCAUUACUAUUGAAUGGGUGGAAGACCAUAUUCUAAACUCACAUGUUUCAUCUCAGGCCUUCCCAGCAAGUGCCUUGCAUCUCUGGAACGCGUUUCUCAAACUGAAAGGUCCUUCUGGGACAGCAAGACACCAUUGCUAACAUUUUCCAAAAUCUCCCUGGGCAUAGUUUCCUUUGUGCAGCUAAUACUGACAGAGUCAGUACUGGCUGACAGGCAUGAAUGGGCAUUCUGCUAUAGAGAGGGACCAUUAUUUGCCCACGUGGAGCCAGCAUGACAAAGUUUGAUUUUUAUUUUUGGUAAAAUUUUUUCCCUUCCUUCCUCUACCCCUCUGAGUAAAGUGCAAAAUGACCUAGGAUGAUCUGCCCCAGGAUACUUUGUCUUCUCUAUUGCUAUGGGCCCAAUCCCUGAAAUGUUAACUCAGGUGAAAUGCUUGCUUAAGUCAGGUUUGCUUGAGAAAUAUACUUAAUUCUGAAUUUGGUGGCUUGGUUAUUUUGCUUUUUGAAGUGCAUUAUGCUGAAACUAUUUGUAGUGAAAAGAAGACAGAAUAUUUUUCUAUUUAUCCUGCCUAAAAUUUUUAGUACCAAUCUCUUUCUUUUACUUUGUAAAAGUGCUCUUGUAUUUUGUCCUAAAUUACCUCAAAGUUGAAGAGUGUUUGAAGGAAUGAGGGAAGAUGUAUAUCAAAUAUACCACAGGUAUUUAGAAGAGAUACCUUAAGCUGAAUAAACAUUUUUAAAAUGCA